AUGGCUUCCCAGGGUCACGAUUUCUUCUCUCAUGUACGCUCGAAGCUCCGACACUCUCGGUCCAGCGUCAUAUUGUCGACCUCCUCUUCUACGUCCACUCAAAUUCCCGUGAAACAUAAUGUCCCGUCUUGGGAUAAUCUUCCGGUGGAGUAUCGACCAGUUCAAAGAGCCCAUAUGCGGAGGCCAUCUGACUACUACUAUCCAUAUCAACCACUUCCGGGACCGCCUCCUCGACCGAGGACAACGUCACCCACCCCGACAUGCCGGCCACAGCUGAGAAUUCAUACCGGCAAUGGACCAUAUACGAAGCCGAAGGCUUAUCGUCGAAAAUCAGCGCAAGAGUUUUAUACCACUCUGCCGGACAGAAAUGCUGGUGUCUAUCACGCUCAACAGGCGCAAGAUCGACGCAAAAGCAUGAGCGUGGAAAUAGCGGUAGCUCUACCGCCGGACCACCUAGAUCCUCCACCACCAUACUCUCCGCCGCGUCCUCGACCGAAACGGCAUGAAAUCUAUCAGAGUAGAUCGCAGCAGUACCAGGCGUAUCAAGAAGCCACGGCCCUUCGUCCCUAUGACCCUAGAGAGUAUGCGAGGGAUGACGCGUCUGCUCAGGCCACAUACUUCGCAGGAGGCACAGUGCGAGCCAUGAGGGAGGUACCAACAAUUGAAGCUCAGCCGCCCACGCCUGUGUCACCGCUGAAUACUCUCGACCAACAAUAUCUAGCACUAAACCGAUCGGGCGGCAGCGUCACUGUCGACGCUCUUCUAGCUCACCCCAUGCUGCAUCGGUGA
Molecule: messenger RNA, 789 nt
Organism: Exophiala xenobiotica
Lineage: Eukaryota; Fungi; Ascomycota; Eurotiomycetes; Chaetothyriales; Herpotrichiellaceae
Exons: 1
Coding region: 1-789 (262 amino acids)
Source: RefSeq, a predicted model, not a curated record